AAUCACGUGAACAAACAUGGCUGCCACGGGUUCGCAGAUUUGUGUUUUCGACGCUGUUUUAUAGCAUUUCGUCCAAUAUUCUCACCUGACGUCAUCUCAAACUAAGUUCAAGGACAUGGCGAGAUUAUUUCUUCGCUGUGUGUGCAGAAAUAAGAUGUUUGAAAGGACGUUUUGCUCGGAAAAUGCGCCAAACGACCCUCCGGUCUUCCACCCAGAAAGAGUGCUCGUCCUGAGUAAGAUGUCCCGUUACGAGUUCGAGAAGCACAAACAGCCUUACCUCUCGGAGGACGAGCUCAGGAGACGGCUAGCAGCCCGAGGUUCCAACUAUGAAGGUCUGAUGAAGAGGCACAAAAUCCACACCAGGAACCUGGAGUCUGUCACAGAGGCACUCAGAAGCCAUGGUGUGGAGGUGAAGGUCAUACAGAAACACGAGUACACCCCGGAGAAGGUCAACUGGGCUGAUGUCAUCAUGUCUGCUGGAGGUGAUGGUACGUUCCUGAUGGCUGCCAGUCACAUCCUGACCAGGAAGAAACCAUUAAUAGGGGUGAACACUGACCCGUCCAGAUCUGAGGGAUAUCUGUGUCUACCCAAGGAGUACUCUGGGAAAUUCUCUCGUGCGUUGGACAGACUUUUAGCUGGGAAAUUCAGAUGGAGAUGGAGGAACAGGAUCCGCAUCACGCUGGAGGGGUACCAGGUCAGCCACAUCGACCCUGUCGACCUGGACGACCUUGAACUGGGAGCACACGAUCACCUUGGGCCCCACCGAGACUACAGAUACCAGAGUGAGUCAGACGACGAGCGACUGUUGCAUCCGUCGGAGCGGUCGUUGGACCAAACGGAGACGACGGUUCUACCCAUCCGCGCGCUGAACGAGAUCUUCAUUGGGGAGACCAGGGCUUCCAGGACGUCCUACUACGAGUUGUCCGUUGACGGGCGUCGCUGGGAGAAGCAGAAAAGCUCAGGACUGACCGUGUGUACAGGGACGGGGUCGUCGUCAUGGUCCCUGCAUAUCAACCAGCUCACCUACCAGAGCACCAGAGAGAUACUCAGGAUAGUGAUGAGAAGAUACAACAACUCCCUGAUGUUCGAUGCCAGCGAGCCUAAGAUGACCUACACUGUCCGAGACCCGAUCAUCAACGGCGUGUUCUCCGUCAAGAACCCCAGGGGGUUCGCAAAAAGAAUCACGAUUCGGUCGCGCUGCUGGGACGCCUGCCUGGCCGUGGACGGAGGAUUCUCCUUCCAGUUUAACGAUGGAGCGAUGGCGUAUCUGGAAAUCCUCCCCGAGGACGCGCUACGAACUGUGAUCUUGGACUGAGCAUUACAAAACUCUUCUCAAAUACAUUUUGAUGCAGUGGUUUUGGUUACAUUUUAGUUGCCAAAACACAAGCCAAUUUUAGCAAUAUUUCUCACGAGUUAUCAUCAAAUAUCGACAAUGCUACAGUCUUGAAAAUGACGCAGUCGUUUCGGCAAGUUUUGGUGGCCAAAACACAAGCCGAUUUUAGCGGAUUUCCCGCCAGAGAUCAUAAAAAAUUGAGGCCACUACACACUUGAAAAUGACGCAGUCAUCUUCAGCAACAUUUCGGUCGCGGGUGGACCGGAUUCGGGAUGGUCGCGGUCACAGAAGACAAGUGGUCGCUUUGGCCACGUUGCUUAAUGCUUGUGUCUAUGGGGAGGAAAAUCGGGACCUGGUCGCGUAUACAAGUUUCACUGUACUGUAAUUCCUGAUUUUUUCAGUGUACUUUUAUGUUCAGAGUUUUCACGGUGAGGACUGUUACGUGAACUUAUCAUUACCGACAACAAAGAGUACAAGAGUCUUUUUUUACACGCACCUGCUGCCACCGUGAACAUUUAGUUCCGAGAACAAGUUAGAUUUUCUCAGACCGUGAAAGUUUGGUACUGGAAGACAAAGUCAAUUACAGUAUGUGACACAAUGAUGGAGCGAUGGCGUAUCUGGAAAACCUUCCCGAGGACGCGCUACGAACUUUGAUCCUUUACUGAGCAUUACAAAACUCGCAAAUGCUUCUCAAAUUUGUGAUGCUAUACAGAUACAGAUGUGCUAUACCUCACAAAUCAUGCCAAGUGGAAAAUGCAUCCCAACAUUUGUGAUGAUGCAAAGAUCCUUGUGCUGUGUCUUGAGACAGUUUUGCCAAAUUAAGUAAGUCUUCCGCUGGAAAAUACUUGUAGUUUGAUCAGGUUGGUAGAUCAACUGAUGCUCAACUGCUCCUCCAAAUUCACUGCUUUUUGGGAUGUACAGAAAAUAGGAAAUAUGGAAGUUUUUUUUCCCGCAGUUUUGUAUUUCUGUCUUUACUCAGUUCUGUUUAGUCUUUUUUCAGGUCUGUUUUGUUUUAUUUUGUUCUAUAUUUAUGGCCUUUUUCUUUUCCUUAAUUGGAUUUAGUUUGAUAAAACUUGUCCUAUGUGCCCUUUCCAUAUUUUGUAUACACCUUGCUUUUUGAUAAUGAAUGUUUGAAGACUCCACUUGCUGAAGAUGCAUGAGAGUUCUGAAAAGUAAAAUAGAGAUAGUUGUUAUGUAUGAUUGUAUGAUCUACAUAUAUGUUGCAAUAUGAACAGAAUAUUAUGCUUUCAGUGAAAUAAUGUCAUUUGAGGCAUUGAAGAAAUGCAACAUAUCAAUGAUAUGUUAGUAGUCUCUGUUAGACCACACAUAGGUCACUGAAAAAUAGAAAUAACAGAAGAAUGUUUCAUCAUUAUAGUUACGAUUUAGCUUGCCAUGGAGUACAGUUUGUUAUACAUUCUACAUUUUCCAGUGAGGCCUAGGAAAAAAAUGUUGUGUUACCUGUUUCAGUCAUGAAAAGAUUAGGGUCGGUAGGUAGGGAUUAUCUUUUUUUCUUGUAAUACAGCUGAACAUAGAAAACUGAAAAUCAAGAGGACACUUGUCUUUCACUGUCAAACUUUUGUGCAAAAUAGAUACAUUUAUCCUUCAUUAGGACAAGCUGUGUUUUCCUUCAAUAGGAAGCAUGCUGAAUAAAAAUUCUAACUGGAACAUAUAUGUGACUCCACUACCCACCAAAUAUCGGCAGGUUUUUCUAGGGUAGGUAUUGAAACAGGAAACAAUAUUUUCCUAGGUCUUACACAUUCUUCAUUUUCAGUGACCUCUGGAGUCUAGUAGAGGCUAAUAAGAUGGUGAUUAGAUUUUGUCUUGUAUUUGCAUGAAACAAGCUACUGUAUAACCUGGAAUCCAGCUGCGGUCUAGUUGUGGCACGGCCUACCCAGAUCUGGGCCUACCGUAGUUAGUGUAGGCUCUCUACGGGGCCAGUGCAGCUCUCAGCCGCCGGUGUAAUCAUUCACACCCGGUAGCAUUUUCCCCGGUAGGACUUUGCCCAGUGGGAGUUAAGAGGUCCCGUGAAUGGCAAAAUUAACUCCAACCGUGCAAAACUCCAACCGGAUGUGAAAGAUUACCCCAGCGGUGGAAAGACCAUCCUGCCCCGAAGGUAGCCUGGCCAAUCCACGGUAGACUGGAUUCCAUGUUAGCUACUAUAACACGUGUACACAUAGGAGUUGUGUAAUACUGUGCCUUAGAAGUUACAUUUAAAGUGUGUUAAAAUGAUGAUUUUGAUACCUCAGUGUUAUACGUUCUGAUAAUGUUGUGAUAUUAUUAUUUGUGUGAUGCUGCUAUUGUACACAGGUAUACCCUUUAAUACACAAAAGUUUGGGAAUUUGAUUUCAAUAAGUCAUAUCUCUUUGGUAAUUUUAAUAACCGCAUGGUAUUCAGUACCAUAUGAAAGCUUACAUUUAUGACGGUUAGACAUCCAGGUAAACAAUAUUCAAAUACAAUUCAAUCUCUACAACUGGAUUAGAAACGCACAUUUA
Branchiostoma floridae (Florida lancelet) is the source of this 3825-nucleotide messenger RNA. RefSeq names its product NAD kinase 2, mitochondrial-like. Lineage: Eukaryota; Metazoa; Chordata; Leptocardii; Amphioxiformes; Branchiostomatidae. The record is from RefSeq and is a predicted model, not a curated record. Gene Ontology annotation, cellular component: mitochondrion. Gene Ontology annotation, molecular function: NAD+ kinase activity. Gene Ontology annotation, biological process: NADP+ biosynthetic process; NAD+ metabolic process.